Molecule: messenger RNA, 3985 nt
Organism: Rosa rugosa (rugosa rose)
Lineage: Eukaryota; Viridiplantae; Streptophyta; Magnoliopsida; Rosales; Rosaceae
Product: protein S-acyltransferase 21
Exons: 10
Coding region: 449-2356 (635 amino acids)
Biological process (GO): protein targeting to membrane; peptidyl-L-cysteine S-palmitoylation
Cellular component (GO): Golgi apparatus; endoplasmic reticulum
Molecular function (GO): protein-cysteine S-palmitoyltransferase activity
Source: RefSeq, a predicted model, not a curated record
GUAACUUUUUACUUCUACUACAGAGUACAGACUCUUCUCUGUGUUUGUGUCGUUUACUCCUUAAAACAAAAAACUACAGAUACAGACAGACAGAGUCCAGUUCUCUCCUCUUAUUAUCUUCUUCUUCUUCUUCUUAUGCUCUGAGUCAGUCAGUUUCAUCCCAUUUCAACUCCCCCCACAAGCACUUGAAUCCAAAAUCAGACUCAAUGGGUUGCCUCGAAACCCCUUUUUGCCAUCUGGGUCUGCAUUGAACCCUUAAAACAGAGAAUAUAUAUUUAAUUUCUGGCUUGGAUUGUUUUCUCUGGCCUGAAGCAAGGAACCAGUAAUGGGGACACUUUUCUGAACCAGUCCUUCUCAGAAACUGGUUAAGAUUUGUUUUCAUGGAGGUCUUAGUUUUUUAGAUGGUAGUGUUGACCCUUUUUGAAUUUGGAGAAGUCAGUUCUUGGUCAUGGCUCGCCGUCAUGGAUGGGAACUCCCUGCUCACACUUUUCAGGUCGUGGCUAUAACCGUUUUUUUCUUGCUAACGGUUGCAUAUUAUGCCUUCUUUGCUCCCUUUCUUGGAAAUGACAUCUAUGAGUACGUGGCAAUUGGUGUAUAUUCUGCGUUGGUGUUUUCUGUAUUCAUACUUUAUGUUCGGUGUACAGCAAUUGAUCCCGCUGAUCCUGGAAUACUACUUGAAGCUGACAAGACAUUUUCCCACAAAGAAAACAAUAACACAGGUAUUCCUGGGAACAUUUCAUUCAGUAAUGGAGGACAAGUGGACAGCCAUGGUGCAAGUUGGUGCUCAAAAGUUGGAGGUUUCUUCUGUGGUUGUCUUGUAAGAGAAGAUUGCCGCAAACGUGAAGAUCUCUUGCAAUUACAGCAGCAAUCUGGAGAGGAUCCUCUCUUCUGCACUUUGUGCAAUGCUGAGGUCGGCAAGUUCAGCAAACAUUGUAGAAGCUGUGAUAAAUGUGUUGAUGGAUUUGAUCAUCAUUGUCGGUGGCUAAAUAAUUGUGUGGGGAGGAAAAAUUAUAUCACAUUCGUGUCUCUUAUGGCUGCAAGCCUUGUUUGGCUUAUUGUUGAAUGUGGUGUUGGUAUUGCUGUCCUUGUUCGAUGCUUUGCUGAUAAAAAUAGUAUGAAAAGGCAGAUAGCUGAUAGGCUUGGAGUUGGUUUCUCUCAGCCCCCCUUUGCCACUGUGGUGGCCCUAUGUACAGCUAUUUCCUUCCUUGCCAUUUAUCCUCUGGCAGAGCUGUUCUUUUUCCACAUAAUUUUGAUUCGAAAGGGUAUUACAACCUAUGAGUAUGUCGUUGCGAUGAGAACACAAAGUGAACCUCCUGGACCAUCAGUGGAUGGAGGUGAUCAGCAAAGUAUUGCAUCUUCACCAACAAGUUCAGCUGUGACUGCCAUGAGUGGAAGAAGCUCUCUUGGAAUGAAUUUGCCAUACAAAGGUGCUUGGUGCACCCCUCCAAGGAUCUUUGUGGAUCACCAGAUGCAGGAUGAAAUUAUUCCACAUUUGGAGCCAGGACGCUUACCAUCGACAUUGGAUCCAGAUGCAAUACAGCAGCCUGAUAAGGCAAAAAAAUUACCCCAGCGUCCAGUCCGAAUAAGUGCAUGGAAGCUUGCUAAACUAGAUGCUAAUGAGGCAACCAAAGCAGCUGCCAAAGCUAGAGCAUCAUCAUCUGUGCUUCGUCCAAUUAGUUCUCAACAUCAUUCGUAUGAAGCUGAAUAUGUAUCGAGUAGUAAUGUGAGUGGAAGAAGUAGUCCAACCAGUACUGAUCAGGGGUUUAACAACAGAAACAGUAGAACUGGGACAUCAAAAUUAUCUCCUAUGAGCUCAUACCCACCUAGUCGUGCUAGCAGAGAAGAUGUUGAAAUUGGACGUUAUGCUGGUAGUAACUUAAGCAGUCCUCAUGUCUCUAGUCUCACCCCUUCUCCUCUAGAGCAGAAAACCUCAAACUUGGAUCAGUUCAACCCCAUGUAUCAGUCAUCAAAUGAUCAAUCUCCAUUGUCAGAAAAGCAAAGUGAAGCAAAGGUAAAUGUAGGACAGAUGCCUACAGAAAAAGGUAACUCAAGUCUUCAAGGAAAUAAGAGAUCGUCAGUUUUUUGGGAUCAAGAAGCUGGACGUUUUGUCUCAUCUUCCAGAUCUGGUGGUUCCUCCUCAGGAGCAGAGCUAUUGUACACGGGACAAUCCAUAUUUUUCAGUGGACCUGUUCUCAAUGAACCACCCGCUAGAGGGACAAGGAAUAUUGGUUCACUGGCUUCCGAGCAUGACAGAGGUUCUACAUAUCAACAGGGUAGAUCACAGAGAGGUGGCCAGCUUCCCGUGUUUGUUCCAAGUGAGUCUGAGAAAAAUCAGUUCUCUUCUAGAUUGAUUUGAGUACUGUAACGAGAAACACUAGUCACCUUUCUUCAUAUAUAUAAAAUUUGAGCCAGGAUGUUUCUUCCAGUUUGAUGUUACUAACCAAAUACAUGUGUUAUUGUGUUAUGUUGCUAUCAUAACAUUGUUCCUUAACUACCUCCCCGCAAGGUAAUUAAACUUGUAGUUGAAUUUCUGAUUUGCAGUUAUAUUAGUCAUGUUCAAACAGUCAUUCCCUUUUAAAAAUACUGAUUCAACUCGCUACAGAGAGAAGUCACAGAAAACCCCAAGUGUGGUAAAAGUUCAAAAUUAUACAAUCACAUGCUUCAUCUGCUAUAAGAGAACUUCCAUGCCUCUCACCUUCUAUUUUCUGUGUCUUCCUUCCCUGCGGUUCUCUUCUUAUGAACUGGCUCAUCUCUCUCUUGUCUCGCCUGUCAUCAGCAACAGAUUUCUUCCUGUAGUCUCUACCAUCCCUCAAGCAUGCAUGCUUAUCUGCACGUCUCUUUUUAUAAAAUUCAUCGUCUCUCUUUUCUGAAGGGCUACCAUUAUCUACACUUCUCUUUCUAUAUUCUCUAUCCCUACUCCUUUCUGUGGGUCUAUCACCAUCUGCAGUUCUCUUUCUGAAAUCUAUAUCUCCCCCAUGUGCUCAUAUGUACCGUCAUCUGCAUAUCUCUUUCCACUCUCCUGCUGGUCAAUUUUAUCAUCUGUAUCUUCGUCUCUCUUUAUGCUUCUCUCCAUCACUAUCUGCAGUACUCCUCCUUCUGUAAUCUCCAUCACGUCUUCUCUCUGCAUAGAUGCCAUCAUCUGUGUAUCUCUUUCCACUCUCCCGUUGAUCCAGCUUAUCAUCUGUCUCUUUGUCUCACCUUAGGCUUUUCAGCAUCCCUUCCCCCUUCAAAAUCUCGAUGACUUCUUCCACCAGAUUGACUUGAUUCCUCUUUGUAUCCUCUACCUCUGACACUGCCUUCAGUCCUCAGAACUCUGCCUAUUCAUCUUUUGGUUCUCGACUCGGUUAUUUGGCUCAUGUCCUUGAUGUCUCUUUUCUUGUCUUGACUUUCUGGAGUGUCUCCAUCAACUUUUCCUUUGUUAGUUAAAUCCACUUCCUUCAUUUGAUUACGCUUACUCGUGGUUUUAUUACAAAUCAGGAUGGUUAAAAUAAAGGGGAACGAAAUUUGUCACAAAUACACCAUCCAACAUGAGUAUUUUCAAUUAACAUGUGCAUGAUUAGGGUGUAGUUUGCAAAAAACAAAAAAAAAUGGAGUGCCUAUUUCACCCCCUUUAAUAAAUUCUAAGUAUUGUGUUUAAGCCUGCUCCAUUGGUGUCAUGAACAAUUAUUCUAAACUCGAACUCAACCCGUUAUCCAAACUCUACCAAGACAUUGUUGCUGAGUAAUAGAGAGAUUGUUUCCUGUGGAGCCUAGUUAGCACGAGAGUUAAAUUGUUUUGCCAUUGAAAUUUCAACAUCCAAUUUCUGAUCAUGAAGCAACAAUAUACUAUCAAGGACAGAACAAACAAAACCAAGGAAAGUUAAAACAAGAACUGAAUGUUUAUUACUGCAUUCUAGAAUCCUUAAUAUGCAUCACCGGACGCGACGGGCUUUCUCUUCCUGUCCUAUACCAAGUGAUUUCUGCGCAUUUGCUAUACCUUCAGGAUC